Arabidopsis arenosa is the source of this 800-nucleotide messenger RNA. The record is from the annotation of a GenBank genome assembly. Lineage: Eukaryota; Viridiplantae; Streptophyta; Magnoliopsida; Brassicales; Brassicaceae.
UAGAUGGGGAUUAACUAGUGGUUCUUGUUUGGAAAUGAAGACUGAUAAUCUCAGAGGUCUUUUAUGGGUAGAUGAGAAGACGGAAGAGUUCGUUGUAGUGUGGUUCUUUGACCCUGUUGGUUAUUUAUUCUUUUGCAAGAAAGGGGAUACUCAUUACACUUUCAUUCCGUUGUAUGACGAAGUCCCCAAGCUGUUAUCUGGCUUCAGUGAUCUUGUACUUCGGUGUUAUCGUCUUUACAUUGCUACUACUCAUCGUUGCGUUCGAGUUCUAGAUUUGUCUGGACAUCAAGGUUUCGAGGAUGUCACUGGGAGUAACCCGAAGCCGAUGUUUUCGCUACGUAAAUAUUAUGCUUCUUUUAGUAUUGCGGUGACGAAAGAUGGAGAGGUUUUGUUAGUCGAGAGCACGAACUUUGAAAACCGAAGGAGCUUCCGUAUCUACAAGAAGGAUCCUAAUGCAGAUCUAAAUGAAUACAGCCCUAAUCUUCUUGAGGUAGAUUCUGUUGGUGAUGAAGCCCUGCUUCUCGACUUGGGUAUUAUCGUGCCUGCUAACCAUACCAUUGGUAUCAAACCAAACACUGUCUAUUUCACCCGUCAUGAUCGUGCCCGUCUUCGUAUCCCUUUUGAUCUGGAUAUUUGUGUGUUCAAUCUUGCAACCAACACCCUCAAACGCUUCCCUCAACUCGCUGGCCUAAAUCUCAAGGAUGCUCGAUGGUUUCUCCCUUUCACUUGAAAGACUUGAUUCCUGCUGAACCUCGACGACUUUAUUUGUGCUAUUCUGAAUAUAAACUAUGAAAUUGUUU